AUGGCCAGCCUGCAGGCUCCACUCCUGGUGGCUCUCCUCCUUUCCGUGGCACUUCAGGCAACGGAUGCAGGUCCCUAUGGUACUAACGUGGAGGACAGCAUCUGUUGCCAGGACUACAUCCGUCACCCCCUGCCAUCACGUGUGGUGAAGGACUUCUACCCGGCCUCUAACUCUUGCCGCAAGCCCGGUGUCAUCUUGAUAACCAUCAAGAACCGGGAGAUCUGUGCCAACCCCAGGCUGCCCUGGGUAAGGAGAAUAAUCCAGAAGCUGGGCUAG
Nannospalax galili (Upper Galilee mountains blind mole rat) is the source of this 276-nucleotide messenger RNA. RefSeq names its product C-C motif chemokine ligand 22 (gene Ccl22). Gene Ontology annotation, biological process: G protein-coupled receptor signaling pathway; positive regulation of ERK1 and ERK2 cascade; monocyte chemotaxis. The record is from RefSeq and is a predicted model, not a curated record. Gene Ontology annotation, molecular function: CCR chemokine receptor binding; chemokine activity. Lineage: Eukaryota; Metazoa; Chordata; Mammalia; Rodentia; Spalacidae. Gene Ontology annotation, cellular component: extracellular region. The coding region runs from base 1 to 276 and encodes 91 amino acids. The transcript is spliced from 3 exons.